Molecule: messenger RNA, 1239 nt
Organism: Fusarium vanettenii 77-13-4
Lineage: Eukaryota; Fungi; Ascomycota; Sordariomycetes; Hypocreales; Nectriaceae
Exons: 1
Coding region: 1-1239 (412 amino acids)
Molecular function (GO): UDP-glycosyltransferase activity
Source: RefSeq, a predicted model, not a curated record
AUGCAAGCCGUGGCCCAAGCCCUCGUCCGUCGCGGUCACGACGUCGUAUGGCUGACCAGCUCCGACAACGAAGCCCGCGUUCGCGCUGUGGGAGCCACAUUUGUCGCAACAGAGGCCAUUGCCGUCGUCGACGCACCGCUCAUGGCAGAGAGUGAGACUGGAAUUCUGGACAAGGUGUAUAGGCGGCUCGAUUCGAGAGUUAUUGCUCAAGUGAGCGAUUAUCGUCGGGUGCUGCGCGACUUCAAGGCCGAGGUGCUCUUGGUGGAUGUCAUGCCAUACGGUGCGAGGGCGUUGUAUGAACUCGGCGAGAUUCCAGUGUAUGCGACUCUAGGAGUUAUCCCCAUCUACAUGUCGAGCUGGGGAGCUCCUCAAGCUGUGUCUGGAGACAGUCCGUCGACUUCGUGGUUCGGGUUGGCCUGGAAUCAUCUUCACCACCUCGUUAACCAGUGGAUUCUCUUGCCGCUGUUCUUGAGACCAAUCAUCAGCACUCAACGGAAAUCGCUGGGCUUGAAGGCUUUGCCGUAUGGCGAACCUACCGAGUCUUUCACUUACAGCCCCUUUCUCCACAUUCAAGCUUCUUCGCCUGUGCUGGAGUUCGAACUCCUACCAAAGCCUGCUGGGCAAAGAGAACAUACCAAAUUUGUCGGACCUCUUGUCACGCAGGUUACGACUAAUCCAGACCUCCUACCGUCCUGGUGGGAUGAAAUUGUCGUGCACCAGCGGGUUGUUGGAAUCACCCAAGGCACAUUGGCAAUGGAUCCGACCUCAUUGAUCAUCCCAGCCAUCGAGGCACUUUCCGGUGAUCCUGACCUUCUUCUGGUGGUUGCUUCGCCUCACGAGGAAGAGAUCAAAUCCCGAGUUGGAGACCUACUAAACGUACGAUACGCCAAAUGGAUACCCUACCACCUCUUCCUGCCACAACUCUGCCUCCUAAUCACCAACGGCGGCUACGGAAGCGUAACACAAGCUCUUUCGCACAAGGUACCCCUGAUAUGCGCAGGUCAGACGGAGGACAAGAAGGACACGGCGGCUCGGGUCAGCUGGGCGGGAGCUGGCAUCGACUUGAAGACGGAUAACCCUUCGACUGAGCAGGUUCAGAACGCGGCGAGGAAGAUUUUGGACGAUCGGGGGUUCGCGGAGAGGGCGGGUCGGUUGGGAGAUGAACUCAAUGAGUUAGGGGGAGGGGAGAGGGCUUCGGAGCUUUUGGAGGAAUUGGUUCGGUCUGUUGAAAGAAAGUAG